Molecule: messenger RNA, 246 nt
Organism: Parnassius apollo (apollo)
Lineage: Eukaryota; Metazoa; Arthropoda; Insecta; Lepidoptera; Papilionidae
Source: the annotation of a GenBank genome assembly
AUGAAGAUUCGAACGAACACAAAUUGGAUUUACCAGCAAAUGCACAUAGUUUUUACAACUGAACUUUUUGAGCGACGUGUUUAUGAGGGGAGAGCAAUAUUCGAAGAUCCUCUGGAGAGUUUCGAAGCUGAAGAAAAUACUAAAGAAUAUGAAUUUUCUUCGGGUUUUCCGACUCCGAUCAGGAAAAAAUACUGCUAUGAAUCGAUUAACAGAUGUUGCUAUACAGCUUGUAACACAAAUACCUAA